Nannochloropsis gaditana CCMP526 is the source of this 2098-nucleotide messenger RNA. RefSeq names its product choline dehydrogenase. Gene Ontology annotation, molecular function: flavin adenine dinucleotide binding; oxidoreductase activity, acting on CH-OH group of donors. Bases 54 to 1787 code for a protein of 577 amino acids. The record is from RefSeq and is a predicted model, not a curated record. The transcript has 3 exons.
CAGGUGAGAGCCCUGCCAAGUUGGUUGCCGGGAAGGCACCUUCUUGAGCCAAAAUGAGGAGCGGCAUCUCUCUGAUUCGCUCUACCUCCUGCUCCUGCCUCUUCUUCGCCGCCCUGCUCCUCGUGCACUGUUUAAAAACCACAACAGCGAAAAAGUUCGUGUCAGAAAAUUCUCCGGAUACAUAUGACUAUAUUGUGGUGGGAGCGGGUGCAUGCGGAGCUGUUGUGGCCACGCGACUCGCUGAACGGGGCGAGCGAGUCCUCCUGAUCGAGACCGGGGAGGACGAACACCUGAACCCCCUUACGCGCUGGGGGUACUUUUUCCCCUCAGGCUCCUAUUCCCACCUGUAUCGGAAUUAUUUCACGGAACCGGAGCCAAGAGUGAACAAUCGCAGGCUUUACCACCAGGCUGCCAAAGCCUUGGGAGGAGGAACGGCGGUGAACGCCAUGGUAUGGACGUGGGGGGACCGUCAGGACUGGGAGCUCAUCGACUUGGAGGGCUGGUCCUUCGAGGACGUCUAUCCCUAUUUCCUCAAGUCUGAAAACUACACGGGGGCGUCCUCCGCCUACCGCCACGCCGUGGCCCGGGGGCACGCCGGUCCCAUAACCCUGACCAGCUUUCCCGCCAACGAGGCCACCCUAACGGCCGUCUCCACGGCGGCAGAGACCUUCAACGUUCCUCCCGAAGUAGACAACAAUGGUGGUGUGCACGAAAGCGUGGCGGUCGUGCAACGGGAUUUCCAGGGGCCCACCAUCGACACGGGCGUGCGGAUGGGCGCCUUCAUGGCCUACCUGCGUCCUGCCAUGGCCUCUCUCCCCCCCGAGCGCCUCCGAGUCUUGACACGCGCAACGGUCUUGCAGGUGCUGGUAGAACCCUCAGAGGAGACGGGGAGGGAGGGAGGGCUGGAGGCGGUGGGCGUGCGCUUCCUCCACGACGGGGUCUGCGGGGAGGCCUAUGCGAAGAGGGAGGUGGUCCUGGCCGCCGGGGCCUACAACACGCCUAAGCUCUUGCUCUUGUCCGGGAUCGGAGAUCCAGGCCAUUUGGAGGAGAUCGGGAUCGAGUGCGUCCUGAGCCUCCCUGGGGUGGGGAAACGCCUGGUUGACCACAUCAACCCGGGCUCCCUCAUGUUCACCGGCCCCCCCCGCAAGGAUUACGACGCCAACAUCGUGGCGACCUACACGCGGACGGGCAUCGUGCCGGACCUGACGCCAGACGUGGAGUUGGGAUUCAUCAUGGGCCCACCGGUGGAGGAGCCAGCGCAUUGGGACAAGGUCCCCUCCCUUUACGUCUUCUACGCGCUCUGGCUCUUGCACGACGGCGUGGGCUCGGUCCGUUUGAAAAAUCGAGACCCCUUGGAGGACCCGGUCAUCGUCUCCGGGUAUUUGAAGACCGCCACGGACUUGAAGAGGCUGGUGCGGAUUUUUCGUAUGCUCAUUGAGUGGUCUCAGACUUUUGCGCGUUCGUCGGGGUUGAAACUGGAGCAGCAGCGAUCGGGGGGGAACGCUAUUUUUGUUACAGAAGACAGCAGUGACGAGGAGAUUCUCAAAGCGGCGCGCAUGGUCCUAUCCACACACUGGCACGCCGCUCAGUCCUGCAGAAUGGGAAACCCCGAGCACGACCCGGAUGCGGUGGUGGACCCGGAGUUCAAGGUGGUGGGGAUGGAGAAGCUAAGGGUAGUGGACGCCUCCUCCCAGCCCGUCCUGACUAACGGACACCCAAUGGCAGCUUUGGUGAUGAUGGCCGAGCGGGCAGUCGAUUUUAUGUUGGGGAAGGCAAAGGAAAGAUAGCAAGACGAAAAUGGUGAGCGAAACGAUGUGCUCGGGGAGACGGGUGUGGCGGAGGAUGUCUGCACUUUUUGGCUACGUGCAUUGGGAGAAUGAGGGAGGCGACGGGGCAAAGUCACCUUGUUGAAAAGAAAGGGAGCGUUGUGUAGAAGAUGCGGAACGGAGUGGAACCGGAGGAAACAUGGGCGGAGGACAAGCACCACGCGUGGGGUCGCACAGACUGGCGCCAGAUUUAACAUACAUGUGCGUGUGCGGACAUAGCACGGCGUGAUGCCGAAUAGAACGAUCUGGGAGCGAAAAAGAGACUCAAGGCG